Molecule: messenger RNA, 1563 nt
Organism: Cucurbitaria berberidis CBS 394.84
Lineage: Eukaryota; Fungi; Ascomycota; Dothideomycetes; Pleosporales; Cucurbitariaceae
Exons: 3
Coding region: 23-1249 (408 amino acids)
Biological process (GO): transcription by RNA polymerase I
Source: RefSeq, a predicted model, not a curated record
GUCGCAAUUGAGCGCAUCCACAAUGAAGGAAUCGAAGAGAACCCAUGUGCCGUUGCCGGGCUCCAAGGCGAAGUCCAAAGUCAAAGACACAUCCUCAAAAGGGCUAUUAAGUCAGGAAUUCAUCGAAAGCGACGACGACUCGGCGACCGAAAGCACACCUCAGUCCAAAGCAACGGGGAAGCCAAAAAGAACGAUAGCGAUUCAUAAAGCGAACGGAGUAGUCAAACCAAAGUCGAAGUCGAGCACGAAGGAAAAUGCAACCCCAAAGCCUGUGUCGAAGUCCAAGGUCGCGUCCAACGUACCUACACAAAAGCAGGUCGUGACCCAAGCGCAAGCUGCAGAGUUAUCCAGCUCGGAACAGACCGAUGACAACAGUGAUAGCGACAGCGGUUCAGACAGCUCCGGUGACGAGUCGAACACAAAGAAAGCACCGCAGCCUAGUCGCACGUUGGCGCAGGAACAAGCGUCACCUUCGAAAUCGCAAUCACACGCCGUUGAGUUCCGGCCAGCGCAACCCUAUGUACCUCCACGAGGCUUCAAUCCUGUGCCAUUGAACGUUAGAACCACUUCGAAAGCAGCAAGCAUAUUCGACAACCUAGAAGGCAAGCAGGUGUGGCAUAUAACAGCACCGGCGGGGGUCUCACUAGAGGACUUGAAGCAAGUAGCGAUGGAUAAAGCCAUGGAGGGGGAGGCUAUAUGGCAUCAUGAGGGCGCCGACUAUGGCUUGUCGAAGACGGAGAAGAGCGAAGAAGGGACGCGAGAAGUUUUAGUGCCACAAAGUGAUGGUUACAAAGCUGUAUCUGCACGAAUAUCACAGACUCUACAUCUGCAAGCGGUUGUGCGCCUACCUAAACUUAGCUCCAAACAAGCGGACCAAAAUACGGGCUCAGAAGCUGCGGCGUCGAUAACACGAUCGACCAUUCGUGCACCACGACCUCAAGUCAGAGGCCUCAAGAUGCGCUUCCUCCCGACCGGAUUUGGUGGCGAUGCUGCGGGCAUCCUAGGUGACUCGGACAGCGAAAGUGAAGCACCGCGCCAGACUGCUGGUCUCGGAAUGCCGAAUGGACUCAAUCUACCUUCUAGGAAGGAGAAGAGAAAACACGCUGAUGUAAAUGGUGCUGGGACAGUAGAGUCGCCGACAAAGAAGAGUAAAAAGCACCGAACUUUGGAGGAUAUUCAAAAGAAGGAAGACAGGAGAGCAAAGAAGAUGAAGAAACGUGCACAUGAAGCAGCCUUGGAGAGAUCAUGAGCACGAUAUGCACAGCGCGAUGGUAGUCGGCGUUGAAUAGAGGAAGGGAAAAGGUGUCCAUGGCGUUUCGCUGUGCAAAAGGAGAAGCCAGAACUUGCACUCUGUGCUGCUUGCCGUCCCGAAAUGCACCAACUAGCGACCCACGAAGAUAUCACGGUACCUGGGGCGAUGACAUUGUGAACACCAAAAGGAGGUUUGCAAGCGUUUGGCAAGGCUUUCCGAAAUGCGACACUAGGAGUUGCUGGGGCGAAGUAGCGUGUGAGAAUACAAUUGAGCUCAAAGCUCUCCGUCAUAAACCAUCUAGUCUAGUCCAG